UGCACUGAUUGGUCACCGCUGCUGCUUACGUCUACACAGAGCGGAAGUGAGCACAAGAAGUCAAGAUGGGGACUCGUUUGAAGGUUCUAGGUGUGUUUAAAUCGCUGCACAGAACAAGGAUGACUGUGUUCAAAGAAGAUGACAGAGCGCUGACAGCUGCAAGAUUAAAGAUCAACGAGGAGUUCAAGAAAAACAAAAACGAAACGUCAGAAGAAAACAUCCAGAAGAUGAUCAAAAUGGGUACAGAUGUGGAAAUUGUUCUUCGAGACACAGUCAUGCAAAUGGAACACGUAGGAGAAAAGAGGCUCUUGCUUCGGCCCAGAGAAAGCCAUAUGCUAGAAAACGUCCCCUAUUGUGACGAACCCAGGAAAAAGUCAUGAUGCACCAUUUGAUUACAUCAAGGAAGAGACUCACUAUCAUCCAUUCACUGUCAUAUGCGAUUUAAAGCAUUUAUAAAAACAGCCUUUCAAAUUGUUCAGCAUCUUCCUGUAAACGGUGAUCUUCAUGUCCAGAGCUAACUUGACAUCCAGCAGGUGCUCAUAGUCCCACAGCUGAUCGUAUAUCUGGCUUCUCAUGUUCAGCUGCUCCUUCUAAGUUUCUGCAUCCAAAUCAUGUCCAGAGUUCUCUCCAGCUCCUGAAAGAAGAAAUGCUGCUUUAUUUAAGUGAAGAUCUCCUUUUUUCUGCUGUGAACUGGAUGCAACAAUUUCAUGCACUGUAUUUUAUCAAAUGUAAUUCAAAUGUUUUCUGUCUGCUUUUUCUGCAGCUUAUGAUUCAACCAAACUGGGAGAAAACAUUAUUUUGCCAUUUGUGGAAAAAGAAUGAUUUUGCUCUGAUCAAUGAGGCGUGUUCUCAAAAUGUUCACAUUUCAUUUGCUGUUGAACAACAUCUACUAUGAUGUCAGCCAAUGCUCGGUCUCCUCUUUAAAGGUGUAACAACAUAGAUGAAUGCAUAUGCAGUCAAGAAUAUUUAUCACAUUUUACUGGACUGAUUGUUUGUAUUUGCCUCUGAAUGUGAAAUGUGUCAGUAAUAAAAUUGUGACUCUUUACAGAAAAUGUACAGGACAGUAUAGUAUAUUAAUAAACCAAGACAUAUUUCAAGACAUGUUUAGCAUAUAACACAUAGUGGAUACAAGGUCAUAACAUGGACAUUUAUAAUUCUUUUUUUUCUCUGUCUAUGCAUAUCAUUACAUCUCAUGAAUUUUGGAAAAAGGAAUAAUUAAAGGAGGAAAUAGGGUUGGUGAAGCUACUUAAUGCCUAUUUUGUGAACUUAAAAGGCAAGUGCAACAUGUGCUUUUAUUACAGAAAUACGAAAUUCAUUUCAUAUUGUCAUUUAGCAUUGUAUUAAAAUGUACUAUAAUAGUAAAACUUUC
Molecule: messenger RNA, 1369 nt
Organism: Amphiprion ocellaris (clown anemonefish)
Lineage: Eukaryota; Metazoa; Chordata; Actinopteri; Pomacentridae
Gene: lyrm7
Product: LYR motif containing 7
Exons: 5
Coding region: 66-380 (104 amino acids)
Biological process (GO): mitochondrial respiratory chain complex III assembly
Source: RefSeq, a predicted model, not a curated record